This is a messenger RNA of Colletotrichum gloeosporioides, 2079 nucleotides long. RefSeq lists its product as uncharacterized. NCBI's taxonomy places the organism in Eukaryota, Fungi, Ascomycota, Sordariomycetes, Glomerellales, Glomerellaceae. The transcript is spliced from 4 exons. The record is from RefSeq and is a predicted model, not a curated record. Bases 1 to 2079 code for a protein of 692 amino acids.
AUGGAGGCAGCAAUCGGUAUCAUCGGACUCUCUUUACAACUAAUAGACUCGGCAGUGAAGGUCAAGCGAGUCAUCGGAACCUAUCGGUCUGCUUCGUCCGAGAUCAACCGCCUGGCACUCAAAGUCGAGCGUGUCGAGGCGAUUUGUGGCGCCAUCAAGAGAAACUUCGAGAAGGAUGACUCAAAUCUUCACUGCUCUGAUCUCAUUGAGACUUGGGGAAUUUGCGUUCUGCAGAGCAUUAAGUCGACCCUAGAGGAACUACAUGCAAUAGUAGCGAAACUAGAGCGAAGGGCAUCAAAACCCCGAGCUCUGCAUACAGUCGGGUUCUUCUUUUUGGAAAAAAAGGAUGAGAUGGCGAGAUUGAGCGCCUGUUUAGACGAAGACUUGAAUGAUCUGCAACAUAUGAUGACCGCAGAACUUCUCUCACGCUUCGGUGUUGUGGAGCAGCUUCUGUUGCCGCAUCAGGCUCAUUCUCCAAAGCCACAGAAGCAACGUGUACCAGGAGUCAAUGUGACAUCCACAGCACUGUCAAUGCCUGGGAUAAGUGAAGCGACAGAGAAGGACCAGACAGAGACUACAAGACGGAUUGGGUUCUUUGGGGAGUUGAAAACUACCAAGGUCACGCGGAAAUCUCGACUACGCGACUUACAUGAUCUUGCCAACGUUCAAGAGUCCAAAACCUAUUCGUUUGGCAUUCGCGGAAUUUCCACGAGGAUCGAGCUCAGGUGGGCUUUGGACACAAUGACUCCUAUCUCCUAUUCUCUGAGCCUCCAGCACUCCAUCGCGCGAGAAAUCAACCCCCAGCUUCUGAUGAAAGUCACUAAUACCAUAGGAAGGGGGGACUUACGAGGCCUUCAAACUAUGUUCUCGAACCGUGAGAUAAUCCCCACGUCCUUUGUUGCUUCCAUGACACUUUUUGAGUACGCAGCGGCUCAUUACCAGCCGACGAUUUGCCAUUUCUUGGCCCGACAAAAUUUUCGGCAGUGUCUCGGUGAAGAGCCUUGGGGGGAGGUGAUAAGUUACGGUUCCAGCAUGAGCGGCACUGCCGCUGAAAAACAGUCACGUCUAUUCAAGCUGGACGAUAUGUUCAUGGCCAUGGGUCUUUCCCCAAUUACAAGGAUGCGGUGGCUGAACAAUUUCCUCAUAUACUCGGAUGAAUUUUUCCCGUGUUACUAUCGGAUUCGAUCUUCAAUGGUGGAUGAUUAUGACAGAGAAGCAUUCCGCAACUGGUCAUGGAGUGCAGCUGUGGCCUGCUUCUGUAGGAACACCGAGAAGUUGACUUGCUGGCUUUCAAAUGACAUAUCCUUCACGACAUGGGCUGAUAUCUUUGGCACACUCAUCAAUGAGGGUAUCGACGUUCAUAUGGAGUGUCAGGAUGGAGGAAUUCCCAACAUCAAAGAUUACCCCGCAUCCCUGAGUGCAUAUGGAAGGAUACUCCGCUAUAGCGAUUGCCACUGGUCUGUCGAUGCCGCACUUUCGCGAUGGAUAAGAAUCUUGCAGCUUUCUGGAAUAGACGUGGCGAAAUAUCUGGAAUGGGAAACGACUCACUGUGAGAAGCACUGGAAGAACUUAGGAUAUUAUCAUCGCUACCAAGGGGGUAGUUGGUCGAAAGUGCUGGGAAGAAAGACCAUAUGCGGGUUCGACGUCCCAAUGUGGCGCCGACAAGUAGAUGCUGACAGUCUGGCCAGCGAAGUCUUGCAAGAGUUCAAGAACUUCGGCGCUUUUGGAGACUACCCGCCAAUUCGAACAUACAAUUAUUGGGACGACGAGCACUUGAAGAAUACUAGUCGCCAGCACAUCUUGUGGAAAACGGAGACAACUCGGUAUGGAGCCGACGCGAACUGGCCAUUUGUUCUAUCGACGCCCAGGGACCGCAGUUACGAUGACUUGAGGAAAUGGGAUUUCUUUGAUGAUAUACCCACUUAUUCCUCGAAUGCCAUUUGGUCAUUCCACUACGCAAAGGAGCUGUUUCAAAAAAGGUUCGAAAAGAGAUUGUUGAAGAAACUUUGCAAGUCAGGAUAUGUCAAGAAACAAAAACGGCUUAAGAUCCCUGGGGCCUGGGAAGAUUCACAGUGGUAG